Molecule: messenger RNA, 6790 nt
Organism: Ochlerotatus camptorhynchus
Lineage: Eukaryota; Metazoa; Arthropoda; Insecta; Diptera; Culicidae
Gene: Set1
Product: SET domain containing 1
Exons: 4
Coding region: 912-6599 (1895 amino acids)
Cellular component (GO): Set1C/COMPASS complex
Molecular function (GO): histone H3K4 methyltransferase activity; protein binding; RNA binding
Source: RefSeq, a predicted model, not a curated record
CUGUCCCUGUGUUCUUUAAAGAACACCAGGGUUUGAGGUCACAUUCGCUACUAGACGAAGCAUAGUGUUCAAAUGAAAGAGAUGACAAAAUCAUACUGCCAUACCGUGUACGCGACAUUAGGUAAACUCAGCUGCUCGAGUCCACACACGACCCGAAACGCGCACUGCCUAGGAACAUCUUAAAAUCCUCCAACAGAAAGCAAAUCAAUCCCCAAAGUUAGCUAAAAUAAUAGAAACAUGGAAGGUAAAAUCUUGAAAGCAGAUAAACUGUAAUAGAAAAGGCAAGCGAAGUGGCGUCGGAAGGUUACGUAUUAAGGAAAUUUCGUGAUUUUUUUAUGCAUGACGCAGAUAAUAUUGAAUGUUGGAUAAAGGUAAUGAAGGUGGAUGAUAAAUAGAGUGGGAGGUGUUUGCAACCCUAUGAAAAAAGUCAAACCAUCAUGGCUGUCAUCAUCGAUCAUCAACCGUCAUCAAAUGGAGUCUGUGGAAGGAAGAAGAAACAGCAGCGAGAGGAAAGUAGCGCGUUGCUACACAUAAGAUGGCACCAAUACCAACGACCAUACGAUAUUGUUCAGAAAAUUUCGAGACGAGGUUUUUCCUUCCAGUUUACAAGAUUUUUCAUCCUAAAAUUAUCCAUUCAAAGUGACACCAAACCAGCCAAAACUAUCAAAAAAUCGUUCCUGAGCACGGCCAGAAGCGAUUAACCGUGAAGGAUACCGCUUUCGGGCGAAGCCAAAGCGAAAAACUUGAAUUCUUUCUUGGGCUGUCCUAGAACAGGGCCGAGUACGAUGUUUGCCGUCUGAAACGGGAUUGCAAAUUCUGAAGAAAUUUGGCUAUGCAAGUCUGUUUUUCAACCGGUUUACACCAGAACGGAAGGAGCUGAACAUUUUGAGUUAUUUGUCUCAAUCACAGCUAUGAACGGAACAUUCGAUGGAAAAUCUACAAGUUCGUCAUCGUCGUCUUCUUCCGGUGGGGGAGGAGGUGGUAACGGAAGCGGAACUGUAAGCAGCAUCCACCACCAGCAUAAGGCGCCCCGGAAUUACAAACUGAUAGCGGACCCGUUUCUGCACAAGGGCGUCCCGAAGAUAUACCGCUACGAUGGUAUCGUUCCGGGGGAUCCAACCUAUCCACCGGUUAUUCCGCGAGAUCCUCGCAAUCCGCUGGCAAGAAUCAGAUCCCGCAUUGAACCAUUCGACAUAACUGUUCCCAGGUUUAAAAUCGACCAAAACUACAUCGGAGAGCCACCGGCGAUUGAAAUUACUAUCACAAACCUAAACGAUAACAUCGACAAACCGUUUCUUUCUGAUCUGCUAGCCAAGUGUGGUACGUACACGGAGCUCUACAUUUACUACCACCCGAUAACGAACAAACAUCUCGGAAUCUCACGGAUCGUGUUCGAGAAUGUCCGCUCGGCACGUCUGUGUGUCGAGAGACUGAAUGGAACUUCAGUGAUGGGGAAAGUGUUGACCGUUUUCAAGGAUCCCUUCGGAGAGGAAUGUAAACGUUUGCUGGAAGACAAAACAACUGAGAAGAAGAAACCAGCUCCUCCACCGCCGCCGGCACCUUUGCACAAUGCAACACCUCCGGUUCCGUCGAAGCCUCCACCGCCUCCGGUGCCAUCGUCUUCGGCGUCGUCGUCAUCCCAUUAUGGUAAUCGCAGCAGCGUUGUAAGCACUGAGGUGCUGAAUGACGAUGACAAUUGGGACUGUGAUAGUUCUUCUACCACAAAGAAACCGCCUUCGUCGUCCAAGGCUGUUGUCAAUACACUGGCCAACGAGAAUGACAUGUGGGAUGUUGGUGAUUUCUCCGGAAGUGCCGGUAAUAGUCGGGAUUCGUUGUCCUACGGGAAGGAUAAAUAUUCCUCGACAAGUAAAACUAUAUCUCUGUACGAUGAUGCGCGAGACGACGACAGAGAUAAGUCCAGGGAUAAGUACUACGAUCGUAAGGAUAGAGAUAAGAAGUACACUAAGGAUGACAGACGGGAUAGAGAUCGUGAUCGAGACUGGGAUCGGGGAAGAGAUCGGUUGGAUCGAGAUCGAGACCGUGAGCGGGAGAGAGAACGAGAGAGGGACCGGGACCGCGAUCGGGAUAGAGAUCGUGAAUGGGAUCGAGAUAAAGGCCGAGAUUGGGACAGAGAUCGGGAUCGUUACGGAAGGGAUCGUGGCGACAAUCGACGAAGGAGUCGAAGUGGAGGAUAUUGGUAUGGUGAGUCAGGAAGUUACUCAAGUGAUAUUGGUUAUGGAAACAGCCGUUACUCGCAGUACGAUUAUAGUUAUGGCUAUGGAGCUUCUGAUUAUGGAACUUAUGGAUAUCCUCCUCCACCACCACCACUACCACCACCACCACCAUCAUCAUCAUCAGCAUCAGCAUCAGCUACGACAUCUGCAGCCAGUUAUGCGACCCCUGCAAGCUCGUGGGUUCCUCCUCCACCUCCGGAAGAAAAACCAAAAGCUCCUCCACCGCCUCCGUCGGGGAAAUCAGUCCUGGGUGGAAAAACGGUCCUGGACGAUUCCGAUAUGUGGGAUGUUGAUGAAGUGCCUUCGGUGCAUCCAAAAGCUCCUUCUACUCCUCCUCCUCCUAUUCCACCUGAACCAAAGAGUGAAACCAUCGCAGACGACGAAAAUAGUGGAUCUGCUCUGGAUUUGGACACAAGAAUAGCGCUUAUGUUCAAAGAUAAAACCUUCGGUGGUGCACCGUUUCUCCAGCUUAGCGACGCGGAAGAAGAAGAGAAAAAGGAAGAAGGCGAAACAGGCGACGAAAGUCAGGAAGUUCCAAUCAAGCAGGAAAUCAAAGAGGAACGACCGCCCAGUCCCCCCUCCGAGGAAGUGCAAGUCAAAAAGGAAAUCAAGUUGGAACCACCGAAAGAGGAAGGGGCCAGUGACAUUUCAUCCAGUGACGAUGAGAUUCUUGCGAAGGAAAGUCCAACGCCGCCACCCCUACUGCCGAGUAAACCAUACAUGGAAGAUAUCAUCAAACGAGAUAACGAUCAAAUGUCGUUAUCAAGCCUGUCCUCGACGGACGGUAAAAAUGAAGAUUCCAAAGCACCACCACUUCCAUCGGAUCCCGCUCCAGAUGUACCUCCGCCUCCGGAACCUAGCGACUCAUUCGCCUACGUUUAUCCUCCUGGCAUUGCACCCGGUAUGGGAUACCCGCCAGCCCCACCUGGUACCGACCCGUCGUAUUAUUACUCUCAAACGUACUCUCAAAGCUCGUACCAGCAAUAUCAACAAUCAGGCUAUUACCAACACAGUUACAUGAAUCCAUAUAUGCCGGGCUUCACCGGAGCAACAUAUCCAUACCAGGUACCAUCAUCCCAAUCAUACUCUUACUCGCCGAACAAGAAGGAAUCCUAUGAUGACGAUCGUCAUCGCUCGUACGCCAGCUCGGGACGAGAACGGGAGCGAGAACGCAAGAAGCGAGAUCGUUACGAGGACGCUAUUACAGCUGUAAUAGAACGCGUUACGGCUGAACUGAAGCAAAUCCUCAAGAAAGAUUUCAAUAAAAAGAUGAUCGAAAAUACCGCGUAUAAAAAGUAUGAAGCUUGGUGGGACGAAGAAGAACUAAAGAGCAAAGGCAAGGACAAGGACGUGCUGAACGACAUAACUCCGCUAACCGUUGCGAAGGUAGACAAAGCUCCGGACAUCAAUCAGCUUCUCAAUCAAACCUAUGAUAAUCUGGACACUAAUAAUAGCUACAUAGGAUUAGGCUUAAGAGCUACCAUCCCGAAGAUGCCUAGUUUCAGGAGGAUACGAAAGCAACCGAGCCCUGUUCCUCAGGACGAAGACUCAAGGCGAAGUGAUCAGGAAGAUAUGGUGCACGGUUCAGAUUCGGAAAAAGAAACCGACUUUCCGAGUGGGUCACAAACAAAGGCAAAAACUCCACCUCCAUCGGGGUCUUCUACGGCGGCUGUCCCCGUUUCGCGAACGUCUUCCACUUCCGCAGUGUCUCGCAGUGCGGAGAAACGAAAGCCCAGUCCAGUUUCGUCAUUCUUUACGUCAUCGAGCGAAGAGGAAAGCAGUGCUAGUGAGUCGGAAGAAAGUAGCGAUUCUGCUUCGCUCUCCGAUGUGGAAAUGUCGUACACGAGCCGGAAACAGCAACCGUCAUCUUCCCGCGACAAACGCGAAAAGCGAAUAUAUUCCGAUUCCGACAGUGAUGAUGAUUUGGAUCAUCCGAGUGGGAAAUUUUCGCUUCCAUCCAGCAGCGCCGGAUCACGUAACAAAGCCAAAAUAUAUUCCGACUCAGAUACGGAUGAACCAAGCAAACCACCCCGAAAGGAAAUUCUUCCGCCUGUAUCGACCGAGAAGGCGCGAAGCAGAAGUCCAGAUGGUCCAAUGCUUAGCAAUGUACAGGAUCGGAAAGCGACGUUACCACAAACUCCGCCGGAACCCGUCUCGAUGCUGCCACUGGACCAGCUGCACGAGGACCUAUCACCGGACGUGGACGAAAGUCCUCCGUCCCAGCAGCCACCGCGGACACCUGGACGAGAAUCUCCCAAAAAAUCUCUCUACGAACUCGAUCGAAUUUACAGCGAUUCCGAUGAGGAACGCGAAUAUCAGCAAAAGCAAAGGCGGAAGGCAGAAUACCUGGAACAAAUCGAACGUGAGUUCCAGGAAGAGCAAGCUCGAUUGGCGCAGGAACAAGCAGAGGCAGAAAAAGCCGCAGCAGAAGCUCCUCCGCCCCCUCCUGCCACUAAAUCCCCGACCAAGGGAGCCCGAAAUAAUAAGAAAAACGCCUCGACCAUUGCAUUACUGGAAAAGGCUCCAAGUCCUGGCGAUCCGAUUACCCCGCUUACCAGCCAACCGCCCCCAACGCCCGGUGCUGGAUUACUCGAUCUAUGUAAAGAUCCUUUCAGUUCCACUCCAAUAGCUCCAGCCACGACGGCAACUGGAAAGAAAGCAAAGAAGCCUCCAAAAUCCAGAGCGAAAGGCGGUAAGAAAGCAAAGGAUACGAAUGGAGUACCACCAAGUGUUGUUCCCACACGGGAAAUUCCACCGGCACCAGUGGAAUUACCUCCAAGUCUACCUCUCAACGUUGCCCAACCUACCACAAUGGUGUUGCCUCCUCGUGUUGCUGCUCUCGGUGGCUCAGCGCCUCUCAGUUCAUCGGAAGACUUCUUCUCCGCUGAGGAGGAAGCAGCACGAAGAGCUGCCAAAGCAUCGCCCGCUUCAUCCGAUGGUGGCUCCAGCCAAGCUAGUCAAGUGGCUCUCGAUCACUGUUAUUCGCUUCCACCGUCUGCAUCCCCUUCAUCUUCCUCGCCCCAUCCUCAGUCAGAUUCAUAUGCGCCGGUCGCAAAAUCUGCCAACAAAUAUGCUCCAUCGUCCGAUGUGCUAGCACAUGACCACGGUUACACCAACAAUGACGAUGUAAUAGGCGGUGCAAUCCCAGGAACCCCCGGCGCAUCCAUUCCGAUGCAAGAGCAAACUGAUAUGCCGUCCGUGUCGAUGAUACCCAGUGCCAGUGCUACUGCCCCUGUUUCUAUUCCAUCCCCGUCGACGCCAGUGACCCGACCCGUUGGACGACCGAAAAAAGAUCCCAAUGCUCCCAAGGCGAAGCACAAAAAGCAAACCGAAAAACAGGAGAAAGCCGCAGCUGCACAACUGGCCACGGCUGCAGCCGCAGCUGCAGCUGCUUCUCAAAUUUUGGUUCCCCAUGGACAACGGCAAUCCUUCGUACCAGUUGCCAAAUACCACGAGCGGGACAUUCGUUCCGAAAUGGCAAUUUUGUACGAUUUCCUUACGCGUGGAAUCGACGCCGAGGAUAUCCAGUAUAUAAAACAAAGCUACGAGCUCCUGCUCAGUGAUGACGCCAAUAACUAUUGGCUAAAUGCGACGCAUUGGGUUGACCACUGCACGACGGAACGAAGCUAUGUCCCGCCACCGGCAAAGAAACGCAAAAAAGACAAAGAAUCCGUAUCGGACAUCAAGCAGCACUCGACGGGAUCGGCACGGACGCAAGGUUUCUACAAAAUCGAUCCUCGUGAGAAGGCGAAAUACAAAUAUCAUCACCUGAAGGGAACACCCGCUGCCAACCACCUGAAUAACAUUGAAACCGCCAAAGCUGCCACCAAAAUGCAAGGUCUCUCUCGGGAGGCUCGUUCCAAUCAACGGCGGUUACUGACGGCAUUUGGCGCCAGUACCGAAUCUGAACUGCUCAAGUUCAAUCAACUGAAGUUCCGCAAAAAGCAGCUAAAGUUUGCCAAGUCGGCCAUCCACGAUUGGGGUCUAUUUGCGAUGGAACCGAUUGCAGCAGACGAGAUGGUGAUCGAGUACGUCGGACAGAUGGUGCGGCCCUCGGUGGCGGAUCUUCGGGAGACCAAGUACGAAGCCAUCGGUAUCGGUAGUUCAUAUCUGUUCCGUAUCGAUAUGGAAACGAUCAUCGAUGCGACUAAGUGCGGUAAUCUGGCACGGUUCAUCAAUCACAGUUGUAAUCCCAACUGCUACGCUAAAGUCAUUACGAUCGAGUCGGAAAAGAAGAUCGUCAUCUACUCGAAGCAACCGAUCGGGGUAAACGAGGAGAUCACGUACGACUACAAGUUUCCCCUGGAGGACGAGAAGAUUCCUUGUCUUUGCGGUGCAACGGGUUGUCGUGGAACGCUCAACUAGAUGAGCGGCUACAACGACGAGAGGUGGUGCCCAGGUACGAUUAUGUAUUUUAUUUUCUUCGUAGAACGAGAAUGCUCAUUGAUAGAAAUUUAAUGCUGGACGAGAAGGAGCAGUGAACAGUUUAGGAUUGUUAAGUUAAAUAAGAACCUGUAAAACAGAAACUAGGAACAAUUUAUACUUAGUUAAACAAA